Diceros bicornis minor is the source of this 342-nucleotide messenger RNA. Its product is annotated as small cysteine and glycine repeat-containing protein 7-like. Lineage: Eukaryota; Metazoa; Chordata; Mammalia; Perissodactyla; Rhinocerotidae. The coding region runs from base 1 to 342 and encodes 113 amino acids. The record is from RefSeq and is a predicted model, not a curated record. The transcript has a single exon.
AUGGGGUGCUGUGGCUGUGGAAGCUCUGGGGGCUGCGGUCGUGGCUAUGGUGGUGGUGGUGGUGGCUGUGGUGGUGGCUGCGGUGGCUGUGGUGGUGGCUGCGGUGGUGGCUGCGGUGGUGGCUGUGGCAGCUGCACCACCUGUAGAAGCUACCGGCUCGGCUGCUGCACCAGCUGCUGCCCCUGCUGCUAUGGCUGCUGUGGGGGCUGCUGCAGUGUCCCCGUGGUCUGCUGCUGCCGCCGCUCCUGUGGCUGUGGCUCGUGUGGCUGUGGGCAGGGCUGUUGCCAGCAGAAGGGCUGCUGCCAACAGAAGGGCUGCUGCCAGAAGCAACGCUGCCACUAG